Messenger RNA from Chelonoidis abingdonii (Abingdon island giant tortoise), 1392 nucleotides. The record is from RefSeq and is a predicted model, not a curated record. Lineage: Eukaryota; Metazoa; Chordata; Testudines; Testudinidae.
AUGGAGCCGAUCAACCGGACUGAUGGCGUCUGUUUCACCACAGUAGAAGAUGAAGAAUCUGGAGGAUGUGCAAUUGCCUCAGGAUGCCUAUGCUUCAAAGGCUUAGACAUCCAAUGCCGGGAUAUGCUCAUAAUACAUGAGAGAAGAACUCUUGCUAUUGCGUGCUGCAGAGACAAAGAUUUCUGCAGUGAAAACCUUCACCCAACACUGCCACCACUGAGAAAUAUAGAGGCCGGUGAGGGACCGGUUCAUCGUAGGGCCUUGCUGAUCUCAGUGACCGUUUGCAGUAUACUCCUGGUACUUCAGGUAAUUUCAACUUUCUCGUACUUUGGGUACAAAAGGCAAGCAACCAGAUCUCGUUACAGCAUUGGACUUGAACAGGAUGAGACUUACUUUACUCCAGGGGAAAACCUGAAAGACUCAAUUGAACGGUCUCAGAACACAGGAAGUGGAUCUAGUUUCCCUCUGGUCCAAAGGACUAUAGCAAGGCAGAUUGAGAUGGUGAAACAGACAGGUAAAGGUCGCUAUGGAGAAGUUUGGAUGGGAAAGUUGCAUGGAGAAAAGGUAGCUGUAAAAGUGUUCUUCACCACUGAGGAGGCCAGCUGGUUGAGAGAGACCGAAAUCUACCAGACUGUCCUGUUGAUGCAUGAAAACAUUUUGGGGUUCAUUGUUGCGGACAUUAAAUGUACGGGGUCUUUGACCGAACUGUAUCUUAUCACAGACUACCAUGAGCAUGGCUCCCUGUAUGAUUAUCUGCAAUCCACUCCCUUGGAUCCAAAAGCCAUGCUAAACCUGGCCUAUUCCUCUGCUAGAGGCUUGUGCCACUUGCACACGGAGAUCUUCGGGACUCAAGUCAAGCCAGCUAUUGCCCACCGGGAUCUGAAAAGUAAGAACAUCCUAGUGAAAAAGGAUGGAACCUGCUGUAUAGCAGACCUGAGCCUGGCAGUUAAAUGGUUUAGUGAUAAAAAUGGGGUGGACGUACCACCUGAAACCCUGGUAGGAACAAAGCGCUAUAUGCCUCCUGAGGUGCUGGAUAAAAGCUUGAAUAGGAAUCACUUCCAGUCAUAUCUCAUGGCUGAUAUGUACAGUUUUGGACUCAUUCUUUGGGAGGUAGCAAGGAGAUGUGUGUCAGAAGGAAUAGUUGAAGAAUACCAGCUUCCAUACCAUGAUCUUGUGCCCACCGACCCUUCCUGCAAGGACAUGUGGGAGAUCGUGUGCAGCAAGAAGCUCCGUCCCUCAUUACCCAGUAGAUGGAGCACUGACGAGUGCCUGAGACAAAUGGAAAAACUCAUAACAGAGUGUUGGGUUCACAACCCUGCUUCUCGGCUCACAGCCCUGCGAGUAAAGAAAACACUUGCCCAAAUGUCAGAGUCACGGGCCAUUACAAUAUGA